AUGGACGCCAUCAAUGGCUCUCCAGAUCCCGUCGCCGCCGUGGCCCACAGCUUGCUGGGCAAGGACGCGGGAGACUUCGGCCUCGAGGAGCUCCAGUCUGUGGUGAUGCUCGCCGCCGCGAGGGAGAAGCUCGUGAGCGACGGGGACAGGCUGGACACGCGGAGCGAGAAGGGCCGCACGGGGUGCAAGAGGUUCUUGCGGAGGCUGGAGAAGCUGGCCGUGGCCCUGAGCGUCGAGCGGGCCCCUAGGGAAUACCGCGGCAAGUUCACUGCGAACUUCCGUGCGCUCUUCGCUGGCGAGGACCGGAGCUACCGCGUGGACAUUCUGGAGGCGGCGCUGUCCCUCAUGCCGGCGGUGUGGGCGAACGGAGAGGCCUACCAGCUCGGCGAGGAGGCCAUGAGCCGCGCCCUCGGGCUGCGCCAGGCCUGGGCCGCGCUCGGCGAGCUCUUCGACGGGUGGGCGUCGCCGGAGCACGAGCCGGGGCAGGCCCGCCGGGAGAUGUGCGAGCGCUUGGAGCGCCUCGACGUCGCUUGGGCCUCCUUCGAGGACGCGGUUGCCCCCCCGCGCGGAUGCUUCUCGUGGGGCACCUGGCAGAUGUGCGGUGCCACCUUUGCCAGCGCUCUCUACAACUGCUCCGCUUCCGACUUCGCCGGCAGGGACAGGAGAUGCAGGAGCAUCGGUGCGGGCGCCUCUGGCGUCAUGGCCGCCUCGAACUCGGCCAGGCGCUCCACGUAUGUGCCGUACGUGAAGCUGCCACAUGGCCAUUGUUCUGCAGUCGGGCGCCACCAGCCGUCCGCGGGCGCGGGCGGCGAGCUUCUCCGGUUGCUCGUGAUCCGGGCCCUGUAUAGGGUGGCUUUUCGUCCGCUGCGCCCCAUCGAGGGCCUGGCGGUGAAGCAGGAGGUGGUGGUGCCCCAGACGGCCGCCGUGAGCGUGAGUGAUUGGCCCGGGUGCCACGUGGAGGGGGCGCCAGCUACACCCGCCGAGACGGGAAUGGCGGGCGGCGGCGCCGGCGCCGCGGGAGAGGCGCUGCCCGCCCAGGCGGAGGCAGGCCGAGGGGCCGCGGCUGGCAGCGCCGACGGCCUGCGGGAGGCCGGGAACGAGCGGGCGCGCGCGGGCGACCACGCCGGGGCGGCGGAGUGCUACGAGGCGGCGCUGGCGCGGCUGCGGGAGGAGGGCGCCCCGAAGGACAGGUACGCGCCGGUGCACAGCAACCUCAGCCUGGCGCGGCUGGCGCUGGGGCAGGCCGCCCAGGCCCUGGAGAGCGCGGAGGCCUCCGCCCGGGCGGACGGCGGCUUCGCGAAGGCCUACUUCCGGCAGGCGAGGGCGCUGCUGGCUCUCGGGAGGCCCCACGAGGCUGCCAUCCGCGCCCGAUGCGCGCUGUUCCUGGAGGGCGGCUACGGGUCGGCCGCCAGCGCGGCCUUCCGGGGCGGCGGGGGUGCUCGCCCAGGUGCCCAGCCUGCCGGCCGCGGCUGCCCCGCCGAGGUGCUCAAGCUGCUGGGCGAGGUGGUGCAGGAGGUGCCCGAGCUCGUGGUCCGGUGCUGCGACGGCCACGGCCUGGGGAGGCUCGGCGGCUGCUCGCGGCGGCUGCGCGGAGUGGUCUGCCGCAGCCAGCUGCUGCGCCGGCGCGCCGCGGAGCUCUGCCCGGAGGGGUCCCCCGGGUGGCUGCGCACGGACCUCCUGCCGCUGGUGCCUGGCCUGGGCGACGGCGCGGGGUGGUUGUACGCGGCGCGCAGGGCCGCCGCUGGCGCUGCGGUGCGUGACCUCCUCGCCAUCGCCGGCCAGGACCAGUCGGUCCGCACGUGCGAGCCGAUACCAGGAGGUGGCGCGGCGCGGCUUGUGCGAGUGCCAGCGAGCUGCUUGCCAUUCACGCUGUGCUGGGGCCCGCAGGGCGAGUACCUCGCCUUCACCGCCCUCAGGCUGAGCACCGCGCGGCCCGCCCUGGUCCUCGCCCCUGCGCCAGGGCGCGGCGGAGAGCCCAUCAUCACCCCGCUGAUAGGGGGAAUGUUGCCUUACUACAUCUGUCCCUCGCCCUGCGGCACGCGUGUGGCACUGCUUGGCAAGUUCGGUGGCAGGCAGGCGCUGCUGAUCGCGGACGCCUCGCAGGUGGUCGCACCCGACCGCGAGCUGGCCCCGCCCGUCUCCCUCAGCGCCCUGGGCACAGCCGCGCCACUCUACUUUGAUUGGGCGCCGCACCGCCCAGAUCUACUUCUGGCAUGUGCAGGGCGGCAUGUUGUCCAGGUUCCAGGGCACGUCGUGUCAGAGGCGGCGGGCCUCGAGAAGGCGCUCGAGCAGAGACCCUGCGAGCCGGACCCGGAGAUCACCGUGCCAGACUUCCCGCCGCCGGCCUUCUCGUUCCGGGGCGACCGCGUCGCUUGGCGCGCGCCGCAGUGGCUACCCGCAUCCCCGGGCCACCCGGAGGGCCGCUGGCUUGUGCCCCGCGACGGCGCUGGCGGCAGGGUGUCCCUGGCCCUGGUGGUCCCCGCGACGCUCGAGAGCGAGGUCGUCUGCGAGCAUCUGCCUCCGGACGUGCACUUCGCCGCCUCGAGCUCCUGCCGAUGGGUCGCCUGGUCCGGCCUGCACGACGCGCGCGGGCACGGCGGCGUCUUCGCGAGGCGCCUGCCGCCCUCGGAGGGGUCCCCGCUGAUGGUGUUCAGUGGCGCCGCGGAGGCGCUGUCCUGGGGGGGCGACCGGUUGGCGCUGCUGCUGCGCGAGCCCGGCAACACUGGCCAGCUGGUGUGGGCCGUGUGGGACCCUCCAGAGGACACCGCCUCGGGGCUGCCGGGUCCCUGCCGGGCACGCUCACCAUCGCGCCCGAGGCCUUCGAGCCGAGCCACCACACGGCCGAGCGCGUGCUGCCCUUCUUCGACCAGUUCGAGCGCCGCAUGCGCGUGUGGAGCCCCCGGGGCGACGCGGUGGUGCUGGCGGACGCCAACGGGCAGGUCUGGGUGCAGCCCUUCCCGCGGCCGGGCGACGACGCAAACGCCGCCGCGGGCGGCGCGGGCGGGCGGGAGCACCCGUUCUCGCUGCUGGUGGGCGCCUCCACGCGCUGCGGGCGGCGCCUCCCGCGUUCCACGUCGGCGAGGGCGUCUUCGCGUGCUGGUCCCCGCUCUGAGGCGCGCCCAGGGGGUCAGCCACCAUAAGGGUAGAACGGUUGCGCCAUGGGCCACACCCGCCGGAGUCGCCGAGCGGGAGGGUCACAGAGGUUCCGUCAAGCAGUGGCGAAGAGUCCUGGUUUGCGUAUAG
Messenger RNA from Prorocentrum cordatum, 3243 nucleotides. Lineage: Eukaryota; Dinophyceae; Prorocentrales; Prorocentraceae. The record is from the annotation of a GenBank genome assembly.